Messenger RNA from Eruca vesicaria subsp. sativa (arugula), 1407 nucleotides. The record is from the annotation of a GenBank genome assembly. Lineage: Eukaryota; Viridiplantae; Streptophyta; Magnoliopsida; Brassicales; Brassicaceae.
CCCAAAUCAAUACAUGCACACAUUAUGAAGCCGCGUCCAUUCCAAAACCACUAUAAAGAGUUCACUAGUCUGCAAUCACAUAACAAAAACAAAGACAUAAUACUUACUCCCUUAAAACAAAAGCAAUAUGGAAGAUUCAAGCUUUACGGAUUUGAUGAUUGACACUGACGAGUACUUGAUUGAUGAUUGGGAAUCUGAUUUCCCGGUGGUACAAGGAGAAACUUUGGAUCAUCCGAACACAGAAACGGGUUCUGGGUCCGAAUCCGGAUUCAUGUUGAUACCCGAGCGACCUACAAAACAACUGAAAGUCAACUCAACAUCAUCUUCUUCUCCAUCUUCAUCUUCUUCAUCUGGUUCCCUCACAACGCCGCAAGUGAUCUCGUUCGGGGCUCCAGACCCGAAGAUGAACGUGGUCGAGACAUCUUUUAACUUCUCCAACCAAGCAAACAUGGAUCAAAAUGUUGGGUCCAAAAGAAAAGAGUGUAGUAAUAAUGGAGGAAAAAGAGAGCCACAUCUAUUGAAAGAACAUGUUUUGGCUGAACGUAAACGUAGACAAAAGCUCAACGAACGUUUGAUUGCUCUCUCUGCUCUUCUUCCUGGCCUCAAAAAGGCUGACAAGGCAACUGUUCUUGAAGACGCGAUCAAACAUUUAAAACAACUUCAAGAACGCGUAAAGAAGUUGGAGGGAGAGCGAGUGGGAACAAAUAAAAUGGAUCAAUCGGUUAUAUUGGUGAAGAGAUCUCAAAUUUACGUGGACGAUGAUUCUUCAUCUUAUUCUUCGACUUGCUCUGCAGCUCCUCCUCCGUCUUCGUCUAUAGACGAAGUUUCAAUCUUCAAGCAGACUAUGCCUAUGAUCGAAGCUCGAGCUUCAGACAGAGAUUUGUUGAUUAGGAUCCACUGUGAGAAGAAAAAAGGGUGUAUAAUCAAGAUCUUGAGUUCAUUGGAGAAGUUUCGUCUUGAAGUAGUCAAUAGUUUUACUUUACCCUUUGGAAGUUCUACUCUCGUGAUCACCAUUCUCUCUAAGAUGGACAACAAAUUUUCUAGGCCUAUUGAAGAGGUGGUGAAGAACAUAAGACUUGCGUUAACGGAAUAGUAUUUUGCAAAACCGUUAUGUGAAUUUCGCAAUGAUUAAAACGUGUGAUUGGGAUGUGUCGAGUGUAAUAGCUGGAUUAGUGUGUGUACUUAAUGAUGGCUGUAUCAUUGGUUUGAUAUUUUCCCUAAUAUCAGUAGUUUGUUUUAAUAACCAAGGUUGAACAGUUUUUUAUUGGUUUCUUGGGACCAAGAAAUCUCCGCUUGAUUAUGACUUCACAACUAAGCUUAAAUCAAAUAAUGUAUGACUAUCAUUAAUUACAUAUCUAAAUACUUGGUCCACGUUUGAUAAGAAAAAAUACGGAAGAAAUUAGUUGG